Molecule: messenger RNA, 3207 nt
Organism: Pseudozyma hubeiensis SY62
Lineage: Eukaryota; Fungi; Basidiomycota; Ustilaginomycetes; Ustilaginales; Ustilaginaceae
Product: ubiquitin carboxyl-terminal hydrolase
Exons: 1
Coding region: 1-3207 (1068 amino acids)
Biological process (GO): protein deubiquitination
Cellular component (GO): nucleus; cytosol
Molecular function (GO): cysteine-type deubiquitinase activity; cysteine-type endopeptidase activity
Source: RefSeq, a predicted model, not a curated record
AUGUCGUUCAGCUGGAAGGGCCUUCUCGGCGUCAACCAGUCUUCUGCAUCGUCCUCUCUCGCAUCUCCGGGAACGUCGACAUCCAACAACGCCUCGACCGCACCCAGCUCUAAUGCGCCAAGUCAUACCACUUCGGCUUCAGCCGCCACCACCUCCACGGCAGCUUCUUCGACCUCGGCGGCAUCUUCUGCGAUGAGUCCAUCUGCAUCACGCAGUCCUCUCAACGCCAAUCCUUACUCGGCAACCCAAUCACCAGCUCCGGCUGUACCACUGUUCGGUGGCAUGAUGCCUGGCUCGACUUCGUAUCACAGCACCAGCUACAUCCCAUCGUCAUCCUCUACCACACAAUCUUCUCUCGUAUCGCGCAAGCCCUCCGAGAUUCCCCUCAACGCCGUCGAAGGUGGAGGAUACCUGCUCGGCAUGGAAAACUUUGGCAACACCUGCUACGUUAACUCCGUGAUGCAGUCGCUCUACUUUUGUCGGCCCUUUCGCGACUCGGUGCUCAGCUACAAGGCGUCCGGUCGGGAACGAUCCGAAUCAGAUCCGAGUAGCACGAACGGGCUCCUUUCGAUCGGUGAUCUAAGCUCUCGUUCUCCCCCAGAAACCGCAGCUCAGGCCACCGACGGCGUGCCUCCCUCAGAUACCCUGUUUGCAUCGCUACGUGAUCUGUUCGAAGUGAUACAGCAGUCGGGCCAUCACAAGGCAUUGUCGUCGCCGACCAGAUCCACCGCUCCCGGAUCUCUACCCCUCGCCAGCCCCCUAUCCCCUUCCCCGCCCGCUGCAGGCGCUGCAGAGCAGCCCGCUGUCGUUGUCGCACGAAAGACCUCCAUUCUUGGCCGCCCUUCCACCGCAGGCGCUGUUGCCGGGAGAGGUGGUUCGGGCAGUCAUACAGUUUCCUCUGCCACCGUCAGCGCCGGUGCGACGGCGGCGCAGGCAAUUCCAAUCACGCCCAACUCGGUGGCAGGCUCCGGACCCCCCAACCUAUCCAUCUCGACAAGCUCGGCGGGCACGCUGGCCUCUGGCUUCCCCUCGGUGGAUUCGAGUGCCGUCAAAUCCUUCCUCACCACACUCAAGCGCGAAAAUGUGCUCUUCGACAGCACCAUGCAUCAGGACGCACACGAGAUGCUCAACUUUGUGCUCAACAAGGUCGGCGAGGACCUCAUCGAUGCCGACAAGGCAAAAAGCCGCGUCAAAAUGCAGAGUCGCAACCCUUACCUCAACACCAGAACCGCUUCGGACAAGACGAUCGAUGCGCUACGCAAGCGGAAUGUCAUGGAGGUCGGCCCCAACGGCAAGACGUGCGUCCAUCGUCUCUUCGAAGGUGUGCUCACCAACGAGACCCGCUGCCUCACAUGCGAGACCGUCACGUCCCGUGACGAAUGCUUCCUCGAUCUCUCGAUCGACAUUGACAAGAACUCGUCCGUCACGUCCUGCUUGCGUCAGUUCUCGGCCUCGGAAAUGCUGCGGUCCAGAAACAAAUUCUUCUGCGACUCUUGCUCCGGUUUGCAGGAGGCAGAGAAGCGCAUGAAGAUAAAGAAGCUGCCCAACGUUCUCGCCCUCCAUCUCAAACGAUUCAAAUACGAAGAGACGGUGCAGCGCUAUGUCAAGCUCGCCUACCGCGUCGUCUUCCCACACGAGCUUCGCCUCUUCAACACAUCCGAUGACGCUGAAGAUCCGGAUCGUCUUUACGAGCUCUGCGCCAUCGUCGUACACAUAGGUGCAGGCCCUCAUCACGGCCACUACAUCGCCGUGGUCAAAGUUGGCGAUCGCUGGGUCCAAUUUGACGACGACGUUGUCACUUAUAUCGACGAGGCCGAGCUGACCAAGUACUAUGGCGACCGUCCUGGUCUGGGCAGCGCCUACGUACUCUUCUACCAGGCAGUUGAUUUAGAUUUCGAUGGACUCGGACUCGAGGAUCCUGCGCUUCAAGCUUCGGCCCAGCAGCGAGCCGCCUCGGGCGUGACCGCUGAAGCGAGAGGCAGAGCAGGCCUCAAGGUGCCAGACAUGACCGACCCGCGAGGCAACAUUUCACCUGACAGAUCGGGCGCAGCUGCCACGGCGAAUCGACCGCGGCUAGAUUCGGUCACCGAAGGAAGCCCACUGGUAUCCGUGGGCGCGGGUCAAGCCGAGCCCGGCCAAGGCGGAAACGGCUGGUUCGGAUCCUUCCGAAAACGUGCAGGAAGCCAAUCGAGAAGGAGGCCAAAGACAGCAUCCGCUUUGGAGCCUACCUUGGGCAAUAUGCCCAGUCUGCCAGGGUUGCCGGUUUCAAGUACACAUGUCGAUCUCGCGAAGCAUACAGCUCCCGAAGGUGACGGUGCGAGGCCAGACAACGUCUCGGCCCCGAUGCAGUCGGCUGCUGCCAACGAUAGCGCCUCGCGCGGCACAACUGUACUCGCAUCGUCUGCCGCGACGCCAGCCACGGAGGGAGUACCAUCGACGCACCAUCCCCAGCCUCUUACCAGCGCCUCAAAUGCCGGAGUAGAGGCGACAGCCACUUCGCCGAUGCGCAAUGGCUUCACAUCAAUCAACGCAGCGUCGACAGUCAGCUCAGACGCCAACGUCACUCGCGCCACCACAGAGUCGCCAAGUGAAUCCAAGUAUGACCGCAUGCUGGGCAAUCAAGCCGACGCUGCCGCGAACCGUGUGGCGCGCGAGCAGAAUCUCAUGCGCGGUGCGAUGAAUCGCCGUGCUCGCGCCGCUUCCGAGGGUUUUCCUUCCUCUGGCAUGGUGGUGGAGGCGCCCUUGUCUCUUGGUCCGUUGGUCGCCGAGCCGGAAGACGGCCGUGUUGCUGUGGUAACGCCAAGCGCUGUUGAUCCUGAUGUGUCGGCGGCAUCGUCCUCGACGUCACCACAACGCGAGGCGUCCACCGGAGGAAGCGGAUUUGCGCCUCUUGAGCGGCUUAUGUCGUCCAAACAGAAAGCACAAGCGAAGACCGCACGACGUGCAUCCUCGAGCUACUCUCCCAUGUCUCCGACAGCAGAGCGGGCGGACAAGAAGGAUGGCAUGCUUUCGAAUCUGUUCAGCUCGUCUUCAUCAUCUUCUUCGUCGGCGGCCCAGUCGAAGCGCAACUCGAUGCAGCAGCUGGGGAAUGGGGCGAGCCCCAAUGUAGCAGGAGGCGGAGAAGAAGCGGGCCCUCCGACGCGCAAGCCUAGUAUCUCGACGAGGACGUUCAGCAAGACGUUUGGGUUUGGUCGCAAGAACGGAUGA